Messenger RNA from Naegleria lovaniensis, 2307 nucleotides. RefSeq lists its product as uncharacterized. Gene Ontology annotation, molecular function: calcium-dependent cysteine-type endopeptidase activity. The coding region runs from base 1 to 2307 and encodes 768 amino acids. Gene Ontology annotation, cellular component: cytoplasm. Lineage: Eukaryota; Heterolobosea; Eutetramitea; Acrasida; Naegleriidae. The record is from RefSeq and is a predicted model, not a curated record. Gene Ontology annotation, biological process: proteolysis. The transcript is spliced from 4 exons.
AUGUCAGACCAUCAGAGCCUCAAAUUUAAUUGUACGGAUUACGAAAUUGAAGAUCCCCCUCCGUUUGAAAAUUUACAAACUAGUAUUGAUGAAAGCGAUGAACCAUUUGAGGAUUCGGAAUUUCCAGCAGAUAUGAUCAGCGUUUAUAAACCGAAUCAAAAGCCACCACCAGGAGCAAAACGGAUCAAGAGCUGGCUUAGACCUCAUCAGAUAAAUGGAGUAACAAAUCCCUCACUAUUUGUUCAAGAUGCAACCACGCAAGAUGUUGCUCAAGGAGGGUUAGGAGAUUGUUGGUUCAUUGGAGCUCUUUGCGUGUUGUCAGAGAAACGAGAUUGGAUUGAAAAGUUAGUUGUCUCGUAUCCCAAGCACGAUUCAAGAGGAAAAUAUACAUUUAGAUUUUUUAGAGAUGGAAGAUGGGAGCACGUCACCAUCGAUGACCGUCUUCCUUGUGACCUUAAAGGAAAUUUAGUUUUUGGGAAAUGCUCUGACCCCAACGAGCUAUGGGUUCCCUUAAUCGAGAAGGCGUAUGCAAAAUUGAAUGGCUCGUAUGCCGCCAUUGAGGGAGGAUUUGUCAGAAAUGCUUUGGUAGAUAUGACAUCAGGCAUAUCUGAGAUGAUUGACAUUAAGAGAAAAUCAUUGGAAGAGAUGUGGGCCUAUCUCAACCGACGAACCAAUCAAUCGGCCUUAUUGGGAGCUAGUUCAUCAUCGUCAGUAGGAGAAACGAACAUUGCCGACACUGGAUUAAUGGCAGGUCAUGCCUAUGCAGUUCUUCAAUGCUUCGAGGUUGGAAAGAAUCGAUUAAUACGGUUAAAGAAUCCUUGGGCACGAGGUGAAUGGACAGGUCCGUGGUCUGACAAUUCUAUAGAAUGGUCACAAAACCCGAAGGUUGCUGAAGUAGUGAAUCCAAAUUUUUCUGAAGAUGGAAGUUUUCAUAUUUGUCUUGAAGACUUUUGUAAAUAUUUCACACAUUUGGAUGUAUGCGUUCUAAUUAACGACCCAAACGAUGCAUUUUCAGACCCCAAGGAAACGAAUAGAGCGCUGAUCUGGCAAUGCAAAACUAGGUGGAGCCAAUUUAAUGGUGAAGGAUUGUUCACUGCCAACACACAGGAUUCUAGGAAGGGCCCACAAUUUCAUUUGUACGUUAGUGACACUACUGAUAUAAUUGUCAGUUUAAUGUUACACUCUUCGAAAUAUCUUAGCGAAGCAAAAGAAAAAGAUUUUCCAAUUGGAUUCCAUGUAUUGAGAUCCGAGGGAAGAAUGCACCGAUGCUUCUUUGCUAAACAAUCAAAUGUUGCGUUUAAAAGCACUUUUGAAUACAGUAGAGAAAAUACUGUAAAAUUCAAACAGUUAACUCAAGGGAAUUACAUUAUUGUUCCGUCUGUCUAUUUUAAGGAUAAGGUUGGAAAGUUUAUUUUGCGAGUGUUUGUGGACAAGCGAGUGAAUGAUUUUUCUCUCAACUUGUUACCUCCAGAGAAUGAAUGUUACCAUAUACAGAGCAUUGAUGGAUCAUUUGAUCAUUUAACAAGUGGAGGGUGCAUGAAUUCUUGGAAAUGGCUUUUAAAUCCUCAAUAUAUUCUGACUAUUAAGAGCGAACAUUGCUCUAAAAUGAGAGUUCGUGUCAGCAUUGAGCAGAAAAAAGAGCCGUUAGAAUAUUUAGGAAUGUACAUUCUGAAGGGAAAUGAUCACGGACAAACCAAACCUGUUUUUGAAAACAAAGAAGCGGCCCCACCUCUGCCGUUUGUAAAUAGAGUUGAAAACAUUAAUGAGGAGACUUUUGAGAUGGAGGCAAACAAAAAUAUCGUUCUUGUGCCAUGCACCUUCAAACCUGGUAUUUUGAUGGAAAGAUUUACCAUACGAUGUUAUGUGCCUAGAAAUCAGAGCAUGAGGGAUCUCCAAAUUAAUCUCGAGUUAGCAACAAGCUCUAUAUACAAGAAAAUAAUCCUUCACAGUGAAUGGGUGAGAAUCUCAGCCGGAGGUUGCCCCAACAACGUAAAUUCAUAUUGGAACAACCCAAAAUGCUUAGUGACUGCUGAGAAAGAUUGUGACGUCGAUAUUUUACUCUGUCAAGAAGAGAAGAAUGGAAAACUGGCAGCAAUUGGAUUUCAUGUGUUUAAAGGAGCCAUGAACUCUUCAAGCGUCUAUACAAAAACCCCCUCUUGGGCAUUCCAGAGAAUUGCAUUCCUUAAUGUCACACUUCAAGCAAAUAUUGCCCAUUACAUUAUUCCCUCAACAUAUAAUCCGGGAGAUGAGAGAAAGUUCACCUUAAUUGUGUAUCAUACCAAUGAUUGUAAAUUUGCCUUGUUGUGA